Molecule: messenger RNA, 8482 nt
Organism: Monodelphis domestica (gray short-tailed opossum)
Lineage: Eukaryota; Metazoa; Chordata; Mammalia; Didelphimorphia; Didelphidae
Source: RefSeq, a predicted model, not a curated record
UCGGGGGUGUGCGCGGCGGGCGGGGCAGAAGGAGUUGGGGGGGGGGGCGCUGCGCACCGACGGGGCGGGCCAUUUCUGCGCAGCGCAGGCGAGACUGGGAGCCCCGGAGCCUGGGUCCCUCCGGCCCGAGUCGCUGCGAGAGCGUCGCUGUCCCUGACGCUGGACAGCCCGAGGCUGGACCGCGGACAGGCUCACUGGUCAUCAUGACGAUGGAGACGGGUCCUGAUGCUGAGGUAAAGAAAGCACAGGAAGACCCUCCACCCCCGCCCCCACAGCAGCUUGAAGCCUCAGCCUCUCAGGCCCCCGUCGCCGCGGCCCCCGCAGGCCCCGCUGAGGCUAACUCCAGCGAGAAGCAGGGCAGCCAGGCUGAUCCCAGGCCCGCCGAGCAGGGCCUAGACAUGGAGGAAAAGGAUUAUGUCGAGACCGAUGGCCUCUCAGACAGGACAACACCCAGCAAGACCCAGAAAUCUCCCCAGAAGAUCGCCAAGAAAUUCAAGAGUGCCAUUUGCCGUGUGACCCUGCUGGAUGCCUCAGAAUAUGAGUGCGAGGUGGAGAAGCACGGCCGAGGGCAGGUCCUAUUCGACAUGGUCUGUGAACACCUCAAUCUCCUGGAGAAAGACUACUUUGGGCUGACUUUCUGUGACCCAGACAGCCAGAAGAACUGGCUGGACCCUUCCAAGGAAAUCAAGAAGCAGAUACGUAGUGGCCCCUGGAAUUUUGCCUUCACUGUCAAAUUCUAUCCUCCGGAUCCAGCCCAGCUCACAGAAGACAUCACAAGAUACUACCUGUGCCUGCAGCUGAGGGCAGACAUCAUCACCGGCCGGCUGCCCUGCUCCUUUGUCACCCAUGCAUUGCUGGGAUCCUAUGCUGUUCAGGCUGAGCUAGGAGACUUUGAUGCUGAGGAACAUGUGGGUAACUAUGUCAGCGAGCUCCGCUUUGCCCCCAAUCAGACCAAAGAGCUGGAAGAGAGAAUCAUGGAGCUGCACAAGACUUAUAGGGGCAUGACUCCCGGAGAAGCUGAGAUCCAUUUCCUUGAGAAUGCCAAGAAGCUGUCCAUGUAUGGAGUGGACCUCCAUCAUGCCAAGGACUCAGAAGGUAUUGACAUCAUGCUUGGAGUCUGUGCUAAUGGCCUACUGAUCUACAGAGACCGUCUUCGGAUCAACCGAUUUGCCUGGCCCAAGAUCCUUAAGAUUUCCUAUAAAAGGAGUAAUUUCUACAUCAAGAUCCGUCCAGGGGAGUAUGAGCAGUUUGAGAGUACCAUCGGCUUUAAGCUCCCCAAUCAUCGAUCGGCCAAGAGACUUUGGAAGGUCUGCAUUGAGCAUCACACAUUCUUCAGGCUAGUGUCUCCUGAGCCCCCACCAAAAGGCUUCCUGGUGAUGGGCUCCAAGUUCCGCUACAGUGGGAGGACACAGGCACAGACCCGACAGGCCAGUGCCCUCAUUGACAGGCCUGCACCCUUCUUCGAGCGUUCCUCCAGCAAACGGUACACCAUGUCCCGAAGCCUCGAUGGAGAAUUUUCUCGACCAGCCUCUGUCAGUGAGAAUCAUGAUGUGGGGCCAGAGGCUGAGAAGCAUGAAGAAGAUGGAGACUAUGGUGGUGGGAGGAGAAAGUCAGAGACAGAAGAAGGGGAGCUCCGGACCCCCACCAAGAUCAAAGAGCUAAAGCCGGAGCAGGAAACCACGCCGAGGCACAAGCAGGAGUUCUUAGAUAAACCAGAGGAUGUACUGCUGAAACACCAGGCCAGCAUCAAUGAACUCAAGAGGACUCUGAAGGAGCCCAAUAGCAAAUUGAUCCAUAGGGAUCGUGACUGGGAACGUGAGCGGAGGCUGCCUUCCUCACCAGCUUCAUCUUCCCCCAAGCAUGAAGAAGGAACACCUAAAGGGACUCCUGAGAAAGCUAAUGAGAGCCAGAGAACAGAGGACACCUCCCAGCUGGAGCCAAGAAUUGCCUUAGGCUUGGAGUCAUUCACCCAGAAAAGUCUUGCAUCAUCUCCUGAGGGUUCGGAGCACUGGGUGUUUAUAGAAAGAGAGUGCUCUCAGCCUGAAGAGCUUAUGUUCAGGAACCUUAGCACCACCCAGCCAGAGGAGCCCCCAACCACAGCCCCAUCAGAUGACCUCUCCAGCAAGGGGGUCUCCAAAGUGGAUGUCCGGGUGGAUAAGUUCAGAGUUGAAGUGGCCACCGAAGAACUGGUCAGAAUGAAGGGACAAGGGGAGACCUGCCAGAGAGGAAGGAUGAUUGCAAGUCCUGAGGACUUUGAGUCUGUGUGGGAAGAUGGUGUGUGGGUUCAAGAAGUCCCAGAAAAACCUUCACUCUUGGCUGGACAGACAUCAGAGGAGAAAAUCCCAGACAUCUCUCAGCCCAAGCUCAGUGGUGGAGAGGUAACUGUUGAGGAAUACAGAGUCUCAGCCAGUCAACUCAAGGGAAAAUCAGAACUCAGGAAGGAACUUGAAGAAUUUCAGGCCUGCAGACAACUUUCAGCAACAGGGGCAGUGGCUCCACAAGAGGUACCUGGGAUGAAACCUGGGGACCUUUGCUCUGAAUCUCCAGCCUCAGAGAAGGAAGGAAUGAAAGCAUCUCUAGGGGACUCAACCAGAGCAGAUUCUAGUGAUGAGACAGAAACCUCUCCAGCAGAAAGGAGUUUCUACUUAAGUUUUGCAGAUAAAGAACAAGAAGAACUAGCUUCCUUUGUCACUGAAGACAGGAAGGUAGCAAAUCUGGGCCCCAUCAAGGAAGAUGGGAAAGGCCAACUGGAAUUGGAAGAUGAGUCAACAGUGGCCCCUGAGCUUAAUUCUUUAGACCAAGCAGUCCCAAUUGUUGGCAGCAAUACUGGUAUGUCCUCAGAAGGCGAUGAGCCCCCAACAAUAGAUGUAGGAUUGGAUGAACUCAAGGUUCUUCUAGAACAGCUGAGUAAGAAAACACCCCUAAGUCACAGACCAUCUAGCAAUGAGAAGAGCUCCUUUGAGAGGAAAGAGGAGUUUCUUGACCCAACAAGUGACAAAUACAUAGAGGAAGAAAUGCCUGAGACAGGCAAUUCUAUAGAAAAGGCUCAAGAGAGCCCCCUAGAUGGAUUCAACAAGCACUCACCCAGUAAAGGAGAAGGAAAUGAGUUCCCAAACAGAGAUCCAGAUCCAGGAGCUGCUAUACUUCCAAAGAGGGUCCCACAAGGAGGUGUGAAUAAAUCAAACAGACAAAAGGAGGGCCAUUUUCUACUCCAAGAGAGAAGAUUAUUUCAAGCUCUAGAAGGAGACCUUGAACUGAAUGAAAAAAAAGCAUCUACAGUAUUUCUUCAGAUGGAAGGGAUCAUAAUGAAAGACUCUGCCCUGGCUUCUCCAGAGAACUCUGAGGUCCUGGCAGCUUGGGAAGUUCAUGCAGACCCACUGCUGCAAAAGCAAGAGCAGCAGUCCAAUGAUGGGCCCUCUGACACAGAACUUCCCAUUGUCUUUCCAAAGACUUUCCGUUUUUCAAAGGGAGGUCUGGGAACCAAGGACACAGCAGUCUCUGAGGGAGCUAACACAGAGGAACUGCCCAUUGUCAAUGGGAAACCCAAAGGUGGAGCCAAGCCAACAGAGCCAGGAGACCUGGUGCUCACUACCUUGGGAAGGGAACCCAAGCAGGGGAUAUCUUUCCAAGCUAGUGGUCAUGAGGGCUCCCAAGAAGACAUUAGCAAGACCUCUGUGGCCAAUAAAAUUAAGAUAUUUGAACGAGGUGACACUCAUGGUGAAGAUAACUUCUGGGCAAGUAUAGGUGAUUCCAGGGCUCUUCCAAGUGAGCAAUCAUCUGAACCCUUCCCAGGCCAGGUGGAGCAGCAGCGUAACAAACUCUUGGAGCUAGGUUUUGUUCAACCUCACCCCCCGAGUAAUAGCUCUAGCCCCAAAGGCACAGAGCUUACUGGUUCAGCAUCAGAUACUGGCCACUUCAUGGAUACACCUGGAACAUCUGUAGAUCCCAUCAGGGCUGUGCUCGUUGCCACUGAAUUAUACCAGAAAAGGGAUGAGGAGCUGACACAGGCACCUGUGGAUUCUGGCUCCGAGGCCACAUUGGCAGAAGCCAGGAGCAAAACUCGGGAACCAGUUCGGGAAGAGAAGGACUUGUCAGGCUCAGCAGUUAAAGUUGCUCCGAAGGAGGAAAGCCAUUCAUCUGGGCCCCAGGCUGCCCAGAGAGCAGGGCUAAGGGAGGGCUCAGAAGAGAAAGUCAAACCCCCACGUCCCAGGGCCCCAGAGAGCGACCCAGGAGAUGAGGACCAAGACCAGGAGCGGGACUCAGUCUUCCUGAAAGACAACCACCUAGCCAUCGAACGCAAGUGUUCCAGCAUCACAGUCAGCUCCACAUCCAGCCUGGAGGCAGAGGUGGACUUCACAGUGAUUGGAGACUACCAUGGCACCGCCUUUGAGGACUUCUCCCGUAGUCUGCCUGAACUGGACCGAGAUCGGAGCGACUCAGAGGCCGAAGGGCCCAUAUUCCCACGGGACCUUGACAAAGCAGCCCCCAGCCAGGAUGAUGACUCGAAGGCAGCCAGUGAAGCUUCAGAACGAGGGGUCUGCCCUGCCCCUGACAUGCCCCACUUUGAGCCUGUGAAAACGGAAACAAUGACUGUCAGCAGCUUGGCCAUCAGAAAGAAGAUUGAGCCUGAGGCCGCAUUACAGUCUAGAAUCUCUGCAGUGGAUACAACCCAACAGGUGGAUGGGGGCACACCUGGGGGGAAAGAGACAACAACUACUUCCCACUCUGUCACCACAGAAACCACCUGCACCACCUUGGAGAACAGUCUGAAGUCUGGGAAGGGGGCAACAGCCAUGAUUCCAGGCCCGCAGACGGUGGCAACAGAAAUCCGUUCCCUUUCUCCGAUCAUUGGGAAAGACGUCCUCGCUGGCGCCUAUGGAGCCACUGCUGAAACCUUAUCCACUUCCACUACUACCCAUGUUACCAAAACUGUGAAAGGAGGAUUUUCUGAGACUAGGAUAGAGAAGCGCAUCAUCAUCACAGGAGAUGAAGACGUUGAUCAAGACCAGGCAUUGGCUUUGGCCAUCAAGGAAGCCAAACUGCAACACCCAGACAUGCUGGUAACCAAAGCCGUUGUAUACAGAGAAACAGACCCAUCUCCAGAAGAAAGGGACAAGAAACCACAGGAAUCUUGACCCUUGUGCAAAGAAGUUGGCAUCUCUAUUCAAACCAACUUGGAGGGCAGUUGAGGAGAGAGCCUUCACACUGGAUUCUGCAACUAGACACAGACAACCCAGCUGCAAUGUUCCGUCCCUGCUGAGAGACUACAAAGGGAGAGCAUAUAUAUGUAUAGACAUAUAUAUAGGGAUAUAUAUAUAUAUAUACACACACACAGCAAACAGAACACAGUCUUGCACUGUUACAGAAGCUGGGGGGAAAGAAAUCAAACCAACGGCUAAAGCAAACCAACCAACCACCUGCGUUCGCCUUUGCAGACAAAUUUAAAAAACAGAUGGGAUUUUUAAGAAAAAAAAAGAAAAAGAAGAAAAAAAUACUACCAUGAUAAAUAAAAAUAAAAGCCAGACCCCUCGUCACAUCGCAGCUGCACAGCAGGCCACAGGCUCUGCGUGUCCCAUCUCAAGAGGACUCGUGUGUGAUCCGUUCCUUCUUUUCCAUCAUCCAUCAUCCACGUGAAUGAGGGGAAAUGCUUUGCAACAAAGCAAGCAUCGUAGAAGCUCCCACAAGAAUAAUGCUCAAAUGAAGGAAAGAAGAUCCCCACCGACAAAAGGAAGGAGUUCUUUCCCACUGGGCCUAGUGGCUAGUAUCCAUACCCCUCUCUCCUCCCUGCUCCAGCUCAUGCUAGUCUUGUCGUAUUCUCUCUCCCCACUGUUGCCCCAUUCUCCUCCUCUCUCCUCUCUGUCGCCCCCUCCCCUCCUGUGUUCCACCCAGGGCUGCCCAGGGAAUUGCAGGCGACUCAUCAUCGGAAGCAAAGAAUACUGGAGAGAAAAAUCUGAAGAGAGGAAAAGUGGACAUUGUGUGUCUGUGGCUUCUCACUACAAUGGUGCAGCCUAUGGGUGGGGUGGGGGGGUAUUCAUACGGAUGUGCUUUUAAGUUAUGUAUAUUAUAUAUAACAGGGAAAAUAUUAAAAUAAACAGUGCUGGUAAGUAUGAUGCUGAAGUUUUUAAAUUAUAAUUAUUUGAUUAUAAUUAUUUGGUUGAUGUAUUCUGAGGUUCUUAGAUCACACUGAAAUCUCACCCCAGGAGGCCUAGAGUCUGUGUGCAGGUUUUGUCAUGGUGGCUGAAGGGAUUGGUGUCGUGAAAUAAUGUGUGGUGUUCGUCUUUGGUGGGUUGGUGGGUAGUGAGGGGCAGGUCCUGGGGUGGUAGAGGAGCAAGGAUUUGGCAAGAAAGCAGCAGAGCCAUUGUCCUGAAUGUGCCAGUUAAAGAGGCCUCACCAUUCUCUGUCCCCAUCUCAUUCCUGCCCCUCCACCAGCCUAGCUGAAUUCUGGAGAGGCCCAGUUUUACUUUGGAAAUGGAGGAAGAGGACUUGGGGCUUACUCGGCUGGCCUGGGACCUCAGACUUCUUUCCUAAGGUCUAGCCUGGGGCCUGAAUCCCUUUUUUAUGGCCACACACCCUUUCCUCCCUGACCACAUUUGUGGCUGAUCUUUGGCCCUGAUUCUAAGAGCAUGGUAGAGCUUACCCUGGCCCUACCUCCCAGUCUUCCUAAAAUUCCUAGUUACCUUCCUCUUGAUGUGCCAAAGGAAGAGCCAGAGUGGCAACAAGGUGGGGACCCAGACCCGGGACAAGAAUUGUCAUGGAUCAUGGAGGACUCUCAAACUCUUGCUCCCAAUGCCCAAAUGUGACCCAGUGACCUUGGAUAAUUUAUUUACCUUCUUUGGGCCUUAGUUUUCUCAUCUGUAAAAUGAGGGAGUUGGACUAAAUCUUUCACUUCCCUCCAGGCUCUAAAAACUAGUGUGAUCCCAGCUGGGAAUAAAAAGAGACCUGGGACACUGGCUUUAUGAAAAUGAUUCCGGUCCUCUUUCUGCAUCUGAACUCUUAAGUCUGAGAACAAUGGAGACCCCUAGAAGAUCCACAAAGAGCCAAAAGAGCUUCAGUCCUUCUGGGCCAUUUCUUCACCAUAUCUCAUGUCAAGGCUUUCCAUUGGUUACUGGCUAAGGCCCAGUGGAGUCAGGGCUAGAGCUGGGUGACCCCCUCCAAGUGGGCUGCCACAGGGUAGGGCAUUAGGAAAGAAAUGCCCCCACUGCACUUUAAACAUCUCCUCCCCUCACUCCAUUCCCCAAACACAUUUAAAUCCUAUUUAUUCCCCUUCUUCACAGAAUCUCAGAGCUAGAAAAAGUCUCAGAGGCUGUCAAGUUUUAACCCUGACCUGAGCUGGAAUCCCUUCUUCCUCCUCCCUGACAAAUAGGGAUAGUGCAAGAGAUGGGGCAGUGUUGUGGCAUUGGGAUCAUCCAGGUCUGAGUAAAUUCCUGCUAACCCCAACGCUAGUCCAGGGGUGCUGGGUGUGCUCCCUUUCCUAGUUUAUUCUAGAUGCCAAGUCUUUAUUCCACUACUCUUUCCCUAAGCACUCUAGGUAAGACAAGAGGUUAAAGUGCUAUAUGGGACCUGCAGACCCCACAGAGAGUUGUGAAGGAGUCCUUCUUCUGGGCUCUAGCCCUCCAUUCCGAAGAAAUGGCCCUGGCCCACACUACCUGUCUCAGGUUCUAAUGGCUCCCACAAGCCCUAUAUCUCCUGUGUGAGUAUUCAGCGAUUACUCUUUCUGGAGGGGGUCAAGGGUCCAUAUGAUCCCCGACAGUUCAAGGAUGAGUCCAUUCACUGGGAAACUCCAGGAACCCUCCAGACAGUCCCGUCCUUUUCUUCUCUAGAGAGGUGAGAAUCAAGGGAGAGCUAAAUCUUUCAGAGGCAGGGAAGCUGCAAAAUAAAGCCAUUGGCUCUUAGCCACCCAUCCUUUGCAUGGAAAACAUUAGGCAUAGGCUCUCUCUCCCUCCUCCACUUCUCUUUUGCUCCUCUUCUCUCUUAGAGGGUAAGGGAGUAAGUAUUCCAGGGGUCAGGAGACCUGGGGUCAUCUUGGUUUUUUUGCCACCAACUCACUGUGCCACAUUGGGCAAAUAACUUCUCUGAGCUUCACGUCCUCAUCCAUGAAAAUGGGGAGGGGAGCUGGACCUGGUGACCCCCUGAGACUCCUCCAGUUCUAAGAUUCUGUGAAGCCUUCAGUUUUCUUUCUCUGGAUCCCUUCGGGUUGAGGGUGCGGGAAGAGUCAGUGCCUGUUACAAAUAUUGAAUCCUGCAAGCACAUUCCAAGACUGGCCUGCAAUGCAUGAACAACGACACACUAUAAAUAAAUUAUUUUUUCAGAAGCACCUUUGACCAGCUGACUUCAACAGCCUCCUUCUUGUUCCCUCGCUAACCCCUGUUCCCUUGUGCCCCCUAAUGCCCUGCCCUACCCCCAGUGCUCCGUGCUGUAUGCGUGUGUGCUCUCUGUUCUUGUACUCAAUAAAAGUGAAAUAAAUGUGUUUGAUUCUGAACCA